AUGGCUCCCAGAACAGUCUAUACGUUUGGAGGCCGCUACAAAAGCAUUGCUGCUGUCGAAGAUGCGCCAUUCGCGGAGUUCAUCUCUGUGAGAGAAACUGGCCUCAAACUCAACGUCGUCCACCCGGUCCCUGUUGCGUAUCUGCGCGAUCUGAACUCUCGUGAACGCGAUGCGGUCCACAAGCACAUCACUUCUCAGCUAUUCAGCAACAGCUACAAAGACGUCGGAUUUAUUGAAGCUGCAGAAGAGACCUUGGGUCUAUUGGAGACAGUCCAACAGGAUAUGGACUGUGAUCGCUCGACCACUGCGGACCUAACGACCACGGAUGCGACCAGCAACCGAACAUACCACACGGCAAGAGAGUACAAAGAGAGCCGCAGCUCCAAUCGCUCGAUGGACCACUGGGACGGUGAAUCUCAUAAUACGCGUGGCGUACAACCGGAAUCCUCUAAGCGUCCUCGCGAUAUAGAUGCCUGGAAGAGAGAAGUCCCGCGUGGCCACGCUCCGCCAUCGGUUAGCCAACCAAGCUCAUGUCUGCAAUCCAGAAGUUCAUCAAGCUCCAGCAGGAUGCGAAAGCCGAGCAGGCACACCGACUUCCUCAAGGACGCAAAGCUCGACGAGAAGACACGCGUUUUAGUCGUGGAGCACAGCGCUGCAAGCCGCGAACUGGCGCUUCAGGAAGAGCAUCUUGCCAGUCUCGAGUCGCUUGCUUUGACCGUCACCAGCUCAGCUGCGCGGCGCGAUCUAUACGGCGCCAUUCGGAAAGCUCGCAGUGCAGUCGAGAAGGUGCGCGUGCUCGAACGCAAGUGCAAGGGCGCCUUAUCUGACUCCCGCGCGCUCGUAGUGGAUGCUCUGGAGCUCGCUGAUGAUCUUUGGGAGACGUCAGAAGCGGAUGCGGAAGAAGCAUCAACAGUUUGUUCGCCGACAACGGUUUCUUCACGGACAACCGGUUCUUCGCGGACAACCGGUUCUUCCCCGACACAGCGGAGCACAUCUACUGCGCCAUCGGAACAGAACUCUUUGGUGCCGGCCCGCUUUCCCUCUGCCUCGGAAGUAGUUUCACUGAAGCACGAACUGCAAGAGAUCGACGACAGUCUUUCCGAGUCGAUGAGGACUUUAAACCAGGUCAUCACUCAAUCACGUUACCGAGAGGACGUGAUCGAAAGCAUAGACCGCGCGCGGGCAUGCCUCGACAAAGUUCACAUCAGAGGAGAGCGCUAUUCGGGCUUGGACUACGAAAAGAUACGCAAAUUCGGAUUUGCAACGCUUGCCAUUGCGCGGACAAGGCACGAGAAAGCUAUGCGCGUUCUCGAUGCAGCCAAACGGGAGGAACGUCGACCAGACGGCCCAAAUCAAGCAAACGGUAGUGGAAGAGCGCGCGAAACCAAGCGCGAAGAGCCUUUGCGAGUGGAAGAAGAGUUCGAUCGGACUGUCUAUCAUUUCUCGCAAUUUGAGUCAAUGGACUCUGGGGAGCUUCUGCGUCAGCAACAAGAGGUUCUUCAACAGGUUGCUAACUACCGUGCCGCUGAGGCGUACAACAGACGCCGUCAAAUGGGUCAUAGCUUGUAUGACCAAUUUCUGCAGGCAGGUGCACCUGAUGUUUACGGGGAGUCAAGUUCGUCGUCGUCGGAUUUGCCGCCACCUCCGUUCCUGGAUAUGAGUCAGUUCUGGGACGCUUGGGAAUAA
Alternaria incomplexa is the source of this 1686-nucleotide messenger RNA. RefSeq lists its product as uncharacterized. Lineage: Eukaryota; Fungi; Ascomycota; Dothideomycetes; Pleosporales; Pleosporaceae. The record is from RefSeq and is a predicted model, not a curated record. Bases 1 to 1686 code for a protein of 561 amino acids. The transcript has a single exon.